GCGCCGUCUCUCCUGCUGCGGUCACAAUGACGCGCUCCAAAACAUUUCAGGCGUACCUGCCCAACUGCCAUCGCACCUACAGCUGCAUUCACUGCCGAGCGCACUUGGCCAACCACGAUGAGCUCAUCUCUAAGUCUUUUCAAGGGAGCCAAGGCAGGGCCUACCUCUUCAAUUCAGUGGUGAAUGUAGGGUGUGGUCCAGCAGAGGAGAGGGUCCUUCUGACAGGUCUUCAUGCUGUGGCCGAUAUCUACUGUGAGAAUUGUAAAACCACACUGGGCUGGAAAUAUGAGCAUGCCUUCGAGAGCAGUCAGAAGUACAAGGAGGGCAAAUUUAUCAUCGAGCUGGCCCACAUGAUCAAGGACAACGGGUGGGACUGAAGACAUCCCCACGGAUGGCGUACUGGAAAGCGAUGUACAGCAUAUGAAUAAAUAGUUUCAUGAUCUGGCUGUAACUUUCUCCCUGGAAAUCUAUCUGGCACACAGCUAAACCUUGACAGUACAAGGUUUAUAGCAGCACCACACCACCCGAAUGUAACACGCGUGUGUGACUGAACGAAUGUGUGCCGGCUAGACACCAAGUGUGUGCAUAUACUAUGUAUUUUUUAAGACAGUGGGUGUGUAUGCUCCUCUGGCCAAGGUCUUUGAGACGUUGCGGUUUGUCUCAUACUCAGGUUUGAACUAAAAUGGCUGGAUCCAUGGAGAACGAGGGUGAAAGACAAACCCAUUAAAGCCUGGAGUAUAGUUCAGUCGAACGCACAGCCUUGCAAAGCAUAGUUUAUUUGACUCGUACGUGGACACAGAUGUUGCGACAAAUUGCGAUAUCUAUCCUGGGUUACAUACUCCUGUGCAUGCACGACGACGGUGCACGUACAGUACGCGAGUACUAUUCUGAUGAAGAAAUAAGCGGCAUGCGCCACUGUACGCUGACCCAGAAUUAUAAACUGAACUAUACUUUAGGCUUUAGCACAGCACCUUUACUUCAUUAGUGUUUGUUGUAAACGUGGCAAGAAAUAGGACGAUCCAUUUCUUGCCUCUUUACCUAGUGUUUGCUUUUUGUGUCUUCAUUUCUUUCUUUUCUUUUCCUUGCAUGUUUAUUUAUAUUUAUAUUUAUUGGUCUGUUUAUUUUGACAUGCUGUUUUGUUGUAGGAAUGUUACACCUACAGUAUGGUAACAGUAGUGGAUGUAGCAAUGUUUUCUACAUUUCCUUUCCAGAUUGUAUUGAGUAUCUUUUUAAAUGUGUUUGGUGAUUAUAGGGUAAAUGACGCAUUUAUAUGCCAUUUAUAGGGCACAGGUCAUAAAUAUGUGAGUCUUUAGCCCGACCCAGCUGUAAGGAUUGAAAGGGAACUGAGCCUGUUUUAUAGUGAUGUCCCCUUUGGUCUCAUUAGUUCCCGCCAUCUAACUCCAAAUCACAGAAAGUGGUAUACCAGACUUUCUUGCCACGUGUUAGCGAUUGACAGCUUAUGUGCCAAUGAGUGAGGUAAUUCAGCAAGGGCUUAUUUUAAAAAGCCUUGGCACAACCAAAGACCUUCAUCAAGCAUACGCUGACCAAACUGAGUUUGAUUUGCUGUCUUAGUCGUGGUGUUGUGUCAACUCUGUCGUUUGGUUCGGUUGUGUUGUCUUGUGUGAAUCAAAAGUGACUUUAGCGUUAGUCUUUUUUUUAAGUGUGUAUUUAUGAUUAUGGAUAAUUAUUGUUUAGCACAAGAUCUUACUUCUGUGUGUGUAUUGUUUGUGCGCCACCUAUUUCAACUUUUUUUAAGGAAAAGUUUGAGUAAUUUUGAAUCAGAAUAUUUAAUCUGAUAUCAAUAAAGUUGUCAUUUUUUUAUGUC
Messenger RNA from Paramisgurnus dabryanus, 1825 nucleotides. RefSeq names its product yippee-like 2a (gene ypel2a). Lineage: Eukaryota; Metazoa; Chordata; Actinopteri; Cypriniformes; Cobitidae. The record is from RefSeq and is a predicted model, not a curated record.